Messenger RNA from Colius striatus (speckled mousebird), 1482 nucleotides. RefSeq names its product galactose-1-phosphate uridylyltransferase (gene GALT). Gene Ontology annotation, biological process: beta-D-galactose catabolic process via UDP-galactose, Leloir pathway. The record is from RefSeq and is a predicted model, not a curated record. The coding region runs from base 25 to 1221 and encodes 398 amino acids. Lineage: Eukaryota; Metazoa; Chordata; Aves; Coliiformes; Coliidae. Gene Ontology annotation, molecular function: UDP-glucose:hexose-1-phosphate uridylyltransferase activity; zinc ion binding. The transcript is spliced from 11 exons. Gene Ontology annotation, cellular component: cytoplasm.
GGGCCCGGAGCUUCCGGGAGCGGGAUGGAGCCGGCGGCGGCGCCGGCGCGGGAGCGAGGCCGUGGCUUCUGCGCCAGCGAGCACCAGCACACUCGUUACAACCCGCUGCGGGACGACUGGGUGCUGGUGUCGGCCCACCGGGUGAAGCGGCCGUGGCAGGGGCAGCUGGAGAAGCCACCUCCCGAAGAUGUGCCCCGCUGGGACCCCAGCAACCCCCUCUGCCCCGGGGCCACUCGGGCCAAUGGCGAGGUGAACCCGCAGUAUGAGAGCACCUUUGUGUUCCCAAAUGACUUCCCUGCGCUGCAGCCUGAUGCCCCUGAGCCUGGUGACAGCGAUCACCCCUUGUUUCGAGCUGCAGCAGCACGGGGUAUGUGCAAGGUGAUGUGCUUCCACCCCUGGUCGGACCUGACGCUGCCCCUCAUGUCCCUGGCAGAGAUCCGGGCUGUCAUCGACGCGUGGGCAGAGCUGGCGGCUGAGCUGGGUGCCUCUUACCCAUGGGUGCAGAUCUUCGAGAACAAGGGAGCGAUGAUGGGCUGCUCCAACCCGCACCCCCACUGCCAGGUGUGGGCCAGCAGCUUCCUCCCAAACGAGGCACGGCUGGAGGACCGGACCCAGCGGCAGCACCUGAGCCAGCAUGGCGUGCCCAUGCUGCUGGAGUACGCCGAGCAGGAGGCUCAGCGAAAGGAGCGGGUGGUGGUGGAGAACGCAGACUGGCUGGUCGUGGUGCCAUACUGGGCCACCUGGCCCUACCAGACCCUGCUGCUGCCCCGCCGGCACGUCUGCCGCCUCCAGGAUCUCCGCGAGGCCGAGAGGGACAGCCUGGCCUCCAUCAUGCAGAGGCUGCUCAUCAAGUAUGACAACCUCUUCGAAAUCUCAUUCCCCUACUCCAUGGGCUGGCAUGGAGCCCCCACGGGCCCCUAUCUGGAGGAGGACUGUGGGCACUGGCAGCUCCAUGCCCACUACUACCCGCCGCUGCUCCGCUCUGCCACCGUCCGCAAGUUCAUGGUGGGCUAUGAGAUGCUGGCACAGGCCCAGCGCGACCUCACCCCAGAGCAGGCAGCUGAGCGCCUGAGGAGCCUUCCCGAGCUGCACUACAAGCAGAGGGGACAAGGGGACCUUGUGACGGGGAGCAGUGGAGGCAGCUGUGCUCAGAAACACCAGGGAGAGCAGUCAGAUGGGGAUGGUGAGAGCCGAGGCCUGGGAACUCUGCGUCACUUGUGAACCUGCUGAUCUCCUAACCUCUCCUGAGCCUUGCUGUGGCUUGGCCUGGCUUAGGGAUCGGUUUUGCCUCUUGAGGUACACCAGUGCCAAUCCUCUGGCAUCCUCUGUCUCCUUCCCCAUCCCCAGCCUGUCUUCCAUCUCUGCAAUGUGCUCCUACUCUACCUACCCACUUGAUCCUUCUUACUUACCAGCAGCCUUACUGAUGGGGCUGGGAGUGCUGCCUGAGCCAUGAAGGGGCACAGCCCCCCAGAACAAUAAAAC